Messenger RNA from Solanum verrucosum, 1449 nucleotides. RefSeq lists its product as uncharacterized. Bases 1 to 1449 code for a protein of 482 amino acids. The transcript has 3 exons. Lineage: Eukaryota; Viridiplantae; Streptophyta; Magnoliopsida; Solanales; Solanaceae. The record is from RefSeq and is a predicted model, not a curated record.
AUGGCUCUUGUUUUGCGUUUUGUUAAUAAGAAUGGUGAAGUAUUUGAACGAUUUAUCGGUCUUGUCCAUGUUAGUGAUACAUCGGCAUGUUCAUUGAAGAAAGCGAUUUAUUUUUUGCUUUCCGUUCACUCACUAGGUCCAUCCAAAAUACGUGGACAAGGUUAUGAUGGGGCAAGUAAUAUGAAAGGAGAGAUAAAUGGGCUCAAAACUUUGAUUAUGAAAGAUAGUCCAUCGGCAUAUUACAUUCAUUGUUUUGCUCAUCAAUUGCAACUAAUACUAGUGGCUAUUGCUAAAAAACAUUUGGAUGUUGAAGACUUUUUUGAUCAUGUUAGUAACGUGUUGAAUGUUGUUGGAGGAUCUUUCAAGCGUAGAGACUUACUUUGUGAUCACCAAGCCAAAAAGUUAGAGAAAUUAUUUGAAUCCGGUGAAGUUCAAAAAGGUCAAGGAUUACAUCAAGAAUGUGGGCUUCAAAGACCAGGUGAUACUCGUUGGGGAUCACAUUUCAAAACUUUAGAUAACUUUACUGUUAUUUUCUCAUCUAUUGUUCAUGUUCUUGAAGUGAUUGAACUUGAAGGGUCCACAUCAAGUGAUAGAAAUCAAGCGGAGUAUCUUUUGACAAAUAUUAAAACAUUUAAAUUUAUUUUUGUGCUUCACUUGAUGUUGAAAGUGUUGGCAAUGUCAAAUGAGUUGAGUAAGAUUUUACAAAAAAAAGAUCAAGAUAUUGUUAAUGCCGUGGAGUUUCUUAAUAUUACAAAGAAAAGAUUGCAAGAUAUGAGGGAAAAUGGAUGGGAAUCUUUGUUGGAUGAUGUUUCCUCAUUUUGUGAUGUGCAUGAUAUCUUGAUUCCCAAGUUGGAUGAGUCUUAUUUUCCCGAGAAGUCAAAACGUAAGUCUUCGGGUGUUAGUUAUGCGCACCACUUGCAUGUUGAAGUCUUUUUUGCUGUCAUUGAUGUGCAACUUCAAGAACUUAAUGACCGUUUUGAUGUAGUGAGUAGUGAUUUGCUUCUUGGGAUGGGUAGCUUGAAUCCGGUCAAUUCUUUCUCUAAUUUUGACAAAGGAAUUCGUGAUUUGGCGAAGGCAUUGGUUGAAGCAAAUCUUGCAGAAACUUAUUCACUUGUUUAUUUACUUGUAAAGUUGACUUUGAUUUUACCUGUUGCUACGACAACUGUGGAGAGAGCAUUUUCGUCAAUGAAGCACAUAAAAAAUGAAGUGCGGAAUAGUAUUGCAUCAAGGAGAAAAAGAUGUUUUGGUGAGAUUUCUUCUGAUCAGGAUUUGAAUGGUGGUGCAACACAUGAAUUAGGAUAUGAUAAUCCAUACCGUCAAAUGAUUUUUGAUGCAGUUGGUCCUAACUUUCCCCAAGGUUCAAGUUGGCAAUCUUUCAGCAAUAUUGAACCUGAGUCGUCUCAUCCUUGUGAACCUUCAAUGGAGGAAGAUCCUAAUCCCGAGUCCUAA